GCGGCGCACUGGAAACCACCGCACUGUUUGCGCGGUAGUGUUGGUGCCUGCUCAGGUGGCUGGACUGGAAUGUGAAUCAGCAGCGCAGCGUAAAGACCAAAAGCGAUUCUUUCACGCCCGCAGUACGUUCGAGCCCGUAGUCGUUUUCACACAGCUCCAGUCCGCAGCUUGUGUGAUACACCGCAGACAGUCCGGACCGAGUCAGACGAGCAGAGUCAGUCAUUGUCCACCCGUCGUCGUCAGUCACAUCAACGCCCGCUCCCGCCACAAUGUUCUCCGCCCUGUUGGACGCCGCACGCAACUCGCCCUUCAAGGCCCCCUUCAGCCAGGCCCAGUGCGAUGCCGGUGAGCAGCAGCGCACCAUCCAGGCCGCCUCCACCAAGGAGGUAGAGUUCGGUUCCAACGAAUUCUUCGGCCUGUGCGCCCUCGGAGGUAUCCUGUCCUGUGGUCUCACCCAUACGGCCGUCGUGCCGCUGGAUUUGGUCAAGUGCCGCCUGCAGGUCGAUGCCGCCAAGUACAAGAAUCUGUUCCAUGGCUUCAAGGUCACCGUGGCCGAGGAGGGCGCCCGCGGUCUGGCCAAGGGAUGGGCUCCAACCUUCUUCGGAUACUCGGCACAGGGUGCCUUCAAGUUCGGUCUGUAUGAGGUGUUCAAAAUCCAGUACGCCAACAUGAUUGGCGAGGAGAAUGCCUAUCUGUACCGCACCUGGGUCUAUCUGGGCGCGUCGGCCUCGGCCGAAUUCUUCGCCGACAUCGCCCUGUCGCCGCUGGAAGCCGCCAAGGUCAAGAUCCAGACCACGCCCGGUUACGCCAACAACAUGCGACAGGCCAUGCCCAAGAUGAUGGGUGAGGAGGGUAUCGCCGCCUUCUACAAGGGUCUGGUGCCGCUGUGGUGCCGCCAGAUCCCGUACACCAUGAUGAAGUUCGCCUGCUUCGAACGUACCGUCGAGCUGUUGUACAAACACGUUGUACCGAAGCCACGUGCCGACUGCAGCAAGGGCGAGCAGCUGGUUGUUACAUUCGCCGCCGGUUACAUUGCCGGUGUGUUCUGCGCCGUUGUGUCCCACCCGGCCGAUGUGGUCGUGUCCAAGCUGAACCAGGCCAAGGGAUCCAGUGCCAUCGAUGUGGCCAAGAAGCUCGGAUUCAUGGGCAUGUGGCACGGUCUGAUGCCCCGUAUCAUUAUGAUCGGUACGCUGACCGCCCUGCAGUGGUUCAUCUACGACGGAGUCAAGGUCGCCCUGAACAUCCCCCGCCCACCCCCACCAGAGAUGCCAGAAUCGCUGAAGAAGAAGCUCGGAGUCGAAUAAGCCGUUAUCCGCUUCCAUAUAGUGUGUUGUGCUCUAAACAAAUUGUGAUUAAGGAAUAAGUUUUACCUGCGCGCCGUCGUAAUUUGCAAAACGGCGAACCAAAACGUGUAUGAUAAAACGUGUAAACGAACCGCGGGAGUGCGACCUUAUUAAGAUCAAAGUAAUAAAACCAAUACGGGAAAAGUGUAUUUAAACCAAUACUAAACUAAA
This is a messenger RNA of Aedes albopictus (Asian tiger mosquito), 1514 nucleotides long. Its product is annotated as solute carrier family 25 member 3. The transcript has 4 exons. Gene Ontology annotation, biological process: mitochondrial phosphate ion transmembrane transport. The coding region runs from base 270 to 1304 and encodes 344 amino acids. Gene Ontology annotation, cellular component: mitochondrial inner membrane. NCBI's taxonomy places the organism in Eukaryota, Metazoa, Arthropoda, Insecta, Diptera, Culicidae. Gene Ontology annotation, molecular function: phosphate transmembrane transporter activity. The record is from RefSeq and is a predicted model, not a curated record.